CUUGAGCUACCUUCGCUGACUUCCCAGUCAACUUACCACCAUGCCUCGCCGUCUCCUGUUUUCCUCCUCUCUCUUCUUCCUCCUCUUCCUCCUCUGCAUCCCAGCUCACAGCCGCCGCCGAUUCCUCUUCACCUCCGACCUCGUCUCCGAUGGAGUCCAUGAUCUGUCAAGCGGCUCGCCUUGCCUUCUCCUCAAGCCAUUUUCUGCCGAGGAGUCGUCCUGUGAGCAGACCUACGGGUUCAUGCCGUGCACCACCACCGCUCUCGGUAACAUCUUCUUGAUUAUCGUCUAUGGAUACCUAAUGUACUUGUCCGCCACCUACUUGUCCAAGGGCAGUGAGCUGCUGCUGGAGAUCCUCGGUCCUGGGAUUAUCGGAGGCCUUUUCCUGCCCAUGCUCGGCUCUCUCCCUGACGCUGUGCUUAUUCUCGUAUCUGGACUCUCUGGAACGGCAGAAACUGCUCAAAGUCAGGUCUCUAUUGGAAUGGGGUUGCUUGCUGGGUCAACUGUGAUGCUUCUCACUGUGAUAUGGGGUUCUUGUGUUGUUGUUGGUAGGUGUGAUCUUCAUGAUUCUGUUGCAAUUGAUGGAACCAAUACGAAAGGAUUUAGCUUAACAGAUACUGGCGUCAGUACUGAUAUUUGGACUUCCUAUGCUGCAUGGAUAAUGGCUGUAUCUGUUAUACCAUUUAUUGUUGUUCAACUACCGCAAAUUCUCAAUUCAACUUCAGCAAGGAACUUAGCUGUCUUGAUUGCACUUAUUUUGUCUCUUGCAAUGCUGGUUUCUUACUGUCUUUAUCAGGAUAAGGAAGCUUGUUUUACUUUUAUGAUUAGCAUAUCAGGUCUUUCAGCCUUGGAUCCAGAAGAGACGACUUGCCUAUGCAAAACACAAGCAUGUGAUAUCAGGAAUCCUCAUGAACCUGAAAGUCUGAAACAGCGUGCUCUAGGAAAGCUUCUGACUGAUGAAGGAGAACCCAAUGUGGAAGUCAUAAAAAAGUUGUUUCAUACAAUUGAUGAGAAUCAUGAUCGGCUUCUUUCAGCUGGUGAAUUAAGAGCACUGAUUGUAGGAAUUCGGUUUGAGGAGAUAGAUUUGGAUAAGGAUGAUGCUGCGAUUAAAGUUUUGAAGGAUUUUGAUACCUCCAAUGACUACUUCAUGAGUGAGGAUGAGUUUCUAGUGGGUAUCUCAAAGUGGCUUAAUGAGGCAAAGCGUGUUGUGGGAUAUUCACCUGAUUCUGGUCCCCAAACAUUUAAAUUUAUACAAGAUUUUCACCUGCAAACUGGGAGAGAGCAUCGCCUGUUGGGUGCAGAUGGGGAACAAAGUGAUGAGGUUGUUGAGAGUGUUGAAAAUCCUAGGUGGAACUCCUUCAAAGCUGUACUAAUGCUGUUGCUGGGAACGCUUAUUGCUGUGGCUUUUGCUGAUCCCCUGGUUGAUGCCAUCGAUAAUUUUUCAGAUGCAACGAGCAUCCCAACAUUCUUCGUCUCUUUUAUUGUAUUGCCAUUGGUCACCUCUAGUGAAGCUGUAUCUGGCAUUAUUUUUGCUAGUCGUAAAAGCCAGAGGACAACCUCCUUGACAUUCUCUAUGAUUUACGGGGCAGUAACUAUGAACAACGUCCUUUCGCUGUCAGUUUUCUUAGCACUGGUUUAUGUGAGGGGAUUGACAUGGGACUUCUCAUCUGAGGUGCUGAUAAUUCUUAUUGUUUGCCUUGUUAUGGGAGCCUUUGCCAGUUUCCGCACCACAUUCCCUCUAUGGACAAGUUUAGUGGCUUUUAUUCUCUACCCUUUCUCCCUGGCGCUGGUUUGUGUUCUGGAUUACGUCUUUGGUUGGUCAUAAACUCAUGAUUCUUGAACAAUUAAAGAUUAGCUUGGGGAGGUAAGUGAAUGUCUAGAACUUUGCGGCUUUUACCACGUAUCACCUUUAUAAUUUCUGCAGAUUGAAAAAAAAAAACAAAAAAACUUUACAAUU
Messenger RNA from Rubroshorea leprosula, 1957 nucleotides. NCBI's taxonomy places the organism in Eukaryota, Viridiplantae, Streptophyta, Magnoliopsida, Malvales, Dipterocarpaceae. The record is from the annotation of a GenBank genome assembly.